AUGUCGAUCAAACCAGCGGAAAGUCCUCGAACGCCGACCAGGACGGGAUACGCACGCCUUGAGCAGAACAGCGAAGCCGACAGUCAAUCUGCCACUGAUGCCUGGACUGUGGAGGUCAUAACAGACGAGGAGGAGUGGUCAUAUGACUUUAACUCAUCAGUUGAAGAGUCCGAAGGUGAAGACAGGAGAGACACCCCGGUGAAGAAGCCUUCCCAUUGCUGUAAGCUCUUCAGCUCCACGAAAGGGAUCCUGGCAGCGCUGCUGGCCAGUGGGGUGCUGUCGGGAUUCAUCCCCAUCCUGAUCAGACUGCCUGAAGACUCCGAGAACAUCUCAAUGCUGCAGAUCCUCCUGCUCUGUUCCCUCCUUCACCUUUUGGUCUCCAUCUUCCUGCUGUGUCACCGCAAGAACCGGACUUGGAUGUGUUUGGGCCCCAAACAGACUUGGCCACGUGGUCUCAUUUUCAGCCUCAUCCAGCUCAUUUGUAUGGGCUGUGCAUACACCUCCUUCACAGACGUGCCUAUGGGCCUCACGACCACUGUAACAAAAGGUUCUUACGCAAUCUCGUCUACGGUCAUAGUGCUGUGCAUUGCUAAUUUCAGCCUUUCUGCUUGCACCUACAUGGGGCUCUUUUGUACUUUAUUGGGUCUGCUCAUCUCAACGCUCCCAGGCUUCAUUCACAGUCACUCCAACCUUGAUUUGAAUGUCUUCUUAGGGUACACCUUAGCCUGCCUGGGGGGAGCGGCCCGAUCCGUUGGUUUGAGUAUUUUUCAGUCCUUCACACACAAGGCCAAAUUUCAUGGGGCUCUCGUUUUGUUUGGAGUAGUGGGCUGCUUGAUCUGUGGUCCUGCCCUUCUGUUUAUCCCACUGGUCUGGCCAGGUAGGGUCAUAUCCUGGGUUUGUAUGCUCACCAUUGCUCUCUUGGGACUUGUCAUAUUCAUGGCUUCCAACUAUGCUGUCACCAUGAUUCACCCUGUCCUGGUGUGUGGCCUGCUGCAGUCCGAAGUAGUGACCUCCUUCAUUAUCCAGUCAGUCACACUGAAGGAUCCGGUUGGGGUCCCUGAAAUCAUUGGAAGCUGUGUGACUGCAGUGAGCUUCGUACUCUUGAUUGUUGAAAGUAUAAAGCAGGAUGCUUCCCGAAAAAACAAGAAUCCCCAUGAUGGGUCAGAAGAGAAGAAAUCACUCAUCCCAGCCAGUAUGUAA
Polypterus senegalus (gray bichir) is the source of this 1200-nucleotide messenger RNA. RefSeq names its product solute carrier family 35 member G3-like. The transcript is spliced from 2 exons. The coding region runs from base 1 to 1200 and encodes 399 amino acids. The record is from RefSeq and is a predicted model, not a curated record. Lineage: Eukaryota; Metazoa; Chordata; Cladistia; Polypteriformes; Polypteridae.